CUUCCCCUGCUCGCAGGGGCGGUGAUGUUUCUGUUCGAGGGCGCCUUCGGCAACGUCCUGCACACCGGCGACUGCCGCCUCACCCCCGACUGCAUUCAGGGCCUGCCGUUCAGGUACAUCACCGCUGAGGCACCAGGAGCGAGCCAGGCGCCGCCGUCGUGCCGCAUCGACUACCUCUUCCUGGACUGCACGUUUGCCAAGUGCCCGCUGCAAUUCCCGGCCAAGGAGGCCUCCAUACGUCAGGUGAUCAACUGCAUCUGGGAGCACCCGAAUGCGCCGACAGUAUAUCUCGUGUCCGACAUGCUGGGACAGGAGGACAUACUGAUCGAGGUGUCCAGGGCGUUUGGGUCGAAGAUAUACGUCGACAGGGACAAGAAUUCAGAGUGCUACCACACCCUCUCGCUCGUCGCACCGGAAAUCCUCACCGAGGACGUGUCCUCUCGCUUUCAGGUGAUCGAAUUCCCCCGGUUGUUGGAGCGGGCAACGGAGAUGCUUGCAUUAGCACGGGCGAGGCAGCAGCCUGAGCCCCUCAUCAUCAGGCCUUCUACCCAGUGGUACGCGCACUACGCGGCACCAGAGGCGUCGCUGAAGCAGAAGCCGGCGCUGACGGAGCCUAUGCGGGAUGAAUUCGGGGUGUGGCACGUGUGCUUGACGAUGCAUUCGUCUCGCGAGGAGCUGGAGCAGGCCCUGCGAUUCCUCCAGCCCAAGUGGGUCAUCUCGACAACACCUCCUUGCCUUGCCAUGGAUCUGGCCUAUGUCAAGAAACACUGCUUCCUGUCCCGGCUAGGCCCCGAUGAUCCCAUCUGGAAGUUGCUCAGAAUACCUCAUGGAAAUGCUACUGUCACAGGCUCACCGCAGGCGUCAAGAACCACAGUAGAAGCCAUCAAGCAGAGUGAGGAACAAGAGUCAGAAGACACUUGGUCUGCUGUUUGCAGCCAGGUAUUACAAGAUGAAGGACCAGUGUUACAAGAUUUUGCAAUUGAAGUGGCGCAGCCCGUGACAUUGUUUGGGAGAGCAAGGCUUGGAUUACCUCAGGACUGUGAACUGUGGAAAGACGAGUAUGAGAGUGUUCAAGUGGCCGAGGAGGCCAAAUUUGAGGAGGAAUUGCAGAAUUCAAAUGCAAAAUCCUUCGAGCUAUGGAAGGACUUCAAAUCUGACAAGGGCACUGCCCACAUGAUUGAUUUAACUCAAGCUGUAACAAACGAGCUCCAUGAUUCAGCAACAGAACCUGAGUUGCAGAAGGACUGUGAAUCCAUCGACGGCAUUCAAGUAAUCGACAUUACUCAUGAUGACGUGUGUGAGCACAGCUCGAGUAGGGACGGCGGUGCUGAACUUGCCAAGGAUAUGAAAUGCAAUGAGGGUGCAGAACAAAUCAGGUUAUCUAGAUUCGAGGCGAAAGAAGAGAAUUCAACUGCAAGAGCCAGGUUCUCGGAAAUUUGCAAGCCCAGGGAGAGUGUCAAAUUCACCGCUGAGACAAUAGGCAAGCAAGCUAAAAUAGAAGCAACAGAAGAACUGCUUUCCGAGGAUCGCACUGUUCUAUCCGACAUUAGCAACAGAUCUGAAGGCCCUGACACUGACAGAGCAGAUACUGCUGGAGUCGGGUCAUCGAAGGUUUUGAAUGCGAAGCUGAGGAGGUUGUACAGGUCGAUGAACGUGGCAGUUCCUCGGCCAUUGCCGUCAUUGGUGGAGCUCAUGGGAGCCUCCAAACGACCAAGGGUCUCCUCCCAGUUUCAUCUAUGAAAGGCCUUUUGUUAUUAUUAUUUUUUGA
Molecule: messenger RNA, 1768 nt
Organism: Triticum urartu
Lineage: Eukaryota; Viridiplantae; Streptophyta; Magnoliopsida; Poales; Poaceae
Biological process (GO): interstrand cross-link repair; double-strand break repair via nonhomologous end joining
Molecular function (GO): damaged DNA binding; 5'-3' DNA exonuclease activity
Source: RefSeq, a predicted model, not a curated record